Molecule: messenger RNA, 2306 nt
Organism: Oryzias melastigma (Indian medaka)
Lineage: Eukaryota; Metazoa; Chordata; Actinopteri; Beloniformes; Adrianichthyidae
Gene: acp5a
Product: acid phosphatase 5a, tartrate resistant
Exons: 7
Coding region: 733-1734 (333 amino acids)
Biological process (GO): bone resorption
Molecular function (GO): ferric iron binding; acid phosphatase activity; ferrous iron binding
Source: RefSeq, a predicted model, not a curated record
UUAUGUGGCCCUCACAAGAAAGAGUUUAGGGACCCCUGGUUUAGAGACACAGGCAGCCUCAGGUUCACUUUUUCAUCAGUAGAUUCUUUUUUUUGGACUGAAGUGGACGGUUUGCUGCCUUCACUUCAACAAAAAACCAACAAUUAUAAUAAACUGUUUUUAAAUCCUUGUCUUAAAAUGUUCUCCAGAACAUUCCUCUUCUCAGAGUUUCUUCUUCUGCUACAGGUUUUCUCAGGAACGGAAUACUAUGUUUCAACAAGAAGUAAUGUGUGUACGACAGGUUGGAGGAGACUGUUCUGCUUGGUCAGACAAAAUACGUCUUUACUUCGUCCUGCUGCGACGUUUGAACUUCUGUCAGGUCACAGACAGAACGAGGAACAGAGAAACCAGCAGCGAUGAAUGAGGUCAGUCAACAACAGGACUGGAGCGUGUUGUGAAGAAGGUGGGAUGGCUCUUCUGGAAGCAGCGGGACACUCCGAUGUUCCCGCAGAACCGGAUGUCUUCACACCCACGUGAACCUCUGGAAUCUGCCCGCUCCAAGUGGAUCAACCGGAUCUAAUCCGUCACGAGGUGGAAAGAUGAUCAACAGGAAUAAACGGCGUCUAGACCGCAGCGUUGAGUCAGGGUCAUGCCUGCGCGGCGUGGCCUCCAGCCGCUACCUCUCUGAUAAAAGGCAAAGAGGAGGAGCAGUGAAGACGGAGUCGGCGUGAGGACGACCAUCAGCUUUUAGAGAUGGCGGUCGCUCUUUUCUCCAUCCUGGCUGUCGCUGUCGCCGGGGUUCACUGCUACCCUGCCACCUUCCAGGAGCUGCAGCCAAGCAGCAGAAACAGAAGCUCCAUUCGGUUCCUGGCGGUGGGGGAUUGGGGCGGCGUGCCAUACCCGCCGUACGUCACUCCUGUGCAGAAGACCACGGCCCGGGAGAUGAGUAAAGUGGCCGAGCAGAUGGGGGCGGACUUCGUUCUGGCCCUGGGCGAUAACUUCUACUUUAAAGGUGUGAACAGCGUGGACUCUCCUCGGUUCCAGGAAACCUUCGAGUCCGUCUACACUGCCAAGUCCCUGCGAGUCCCCUGGUAUGUCAUUGCUGGAAAUCAUGACCACGCUGGGAACGUGAAAGCCCAGAUCGAGUACUCCCAGAGAUCUGACCGAUGGAAGUUCCCUUCCUAUUACUACGAGCUGGACUUUCGCAUUCCCAACACGGGGAAGACUCUGAGCAUCAUCAUGCUGGACACCGUGAUGCUGUGUGGAAACUCUCUGGACUACGAGGACGAGAAGCCCAGAGGGCCGGCGUUUGCCGCCGAGGCCAACCGCCAGCUGGUCUGGCUGCAGGAGCGGCUGGCUGGCUCAAAGGCGGACUUCCUGUUGGUGGCGGGCCACUAUCCGGUGUGGUCCAUCUCUGAGCACGGGCCCACUGAGUGUCUGCUGCAGGGGGUUCGUCCUCUGCUCGUCCAGCACAACGUCACGGCCUACUUCUGCGGCCACGACCACAACCUGCAGUACCUGGAGGAGCUGGGUGUGGGAUAUGUGGUGAGCGGCGCCGGGAACUUCCUGGAUCCUGAUGUCCGUCACAAGGACCACGUUCCUGCAGGUUCUCUGAAGUUCUUCACGGGCCAGGCUUCAACGCUGGGAGGGUUCGUGCACGCAGAGGUCACAAAUGACAAGAUGAUCCUGACCUACUUCCAGGCUAAAGGCACCUCCCUGUUCCAGACUGUUCUCUCCCGGAGGGAGUUUAAAUAGAGAAGCAGCGACCGGUGAAAGCUGGAGUAAUCUGCAGGGUAGAUUUAAAAAACAAAAAAUAUCUUAAAAGAUUUUAUAGGUAAAUUUCGUUAAACGUUUUAAAAUGAGACUUUGUUGUAAAAUAAAUGUUGUUUGUUAUUGUCACUUUGAGUCAUGUGACUUCAAGCUUCAGGGGCGGGAUCCUCAUGACCUGAUUUGUCCGGAGGAAUUCCAUAUUCUCUGCAGAACUCUUCUUUGAGCCUGAACUGUGUGGAUCUGCCUGGUGGGGGCGCUGUUUCAACCAGGUCAAAAGCUUGCAGAAGGUUCCAGUCAUGCUCAUCUGAGCUUCAGUGUGUUGUUGUUGACCUCUGCGUGAAACGCCAGCUCUGCACAGACUGCAGGGACGGUUUAAUGCUGUGGAUCGUUUGUGAAAUCACCCUGAUGUGAGAGUGGAGCUGCUCCGUCUGGAGGCAGGCGCCUGCAGAAAACCUGAACUUCAGAAUCGAGCUCUGACACUUUCAUGAACUUUGAGUGAGAUCUAUGGAAUGUACUCAAUGGUUUGUUUGCAAUAAACAUGUUCAGAACAAAUGAAA